Alligator sinensis (Chinese alligator) is the source of this 1045-nucleotide messenger RNA. RefSeq names its product granzyme A-like. Gene Ontology annotation, biological process: proteolysis. The transcript is spliced from 5 exons. Gene Ontology annotation, molecular function: serine-type endopeptidase activity. The coding region runs from base 1 to 774 and encodes 257 amino acids. The record is from RefSeq and is a predicted model, not a curated record. Lineage: Eukaryota; Metazoa; Chordata; Crocodylia; Alligatoridae.
AUGAUGGGUCGGCUGUUGCUUUUGCUGUUUUCUGUAAUAGCUGUUAACCUUCCCCUGAGGUAUGGCUGCAUUAAGAUUAUUGGAGGACAUACAGUAGCUCCUCAUUCCAGGCCUUUCAUGGCUGCGAUACAGAAAGGCAGAUCAACUGUGUGUGGGGGAGCUCUCAUUGAAAAAAACUGGAUUUUGACAGCAGCACAUUGUAAACUAAUGGGAAGAUCAGAACUUAAAGUUGUUCUUGGAGCCCAUCAACCAUCCAUAGCUGAAAAAGAACAGCAGAUAUUUAAGGUUUUGAGGCACUGUUCCAAUCCCCAGUUUAACUCUUCUUCCAAAGAAAACGACAUAAUGCUCCUCAAGUUAAAUGGUAGUGCAAAUUUAAAUCAAUAUGUGGCUCUUUUGCCCCUACCUUCACGUGAUGAAGAUAUUAAAACUGGAACAAAGUGUCAGGUGGCAGGCUGGGGAGUCACAUCUUCAGGGAAGCCCUCAAAGUGUCUUAAGGAAGCAACUGUUAAAAUCAUCAACAGGAAAACCUGCAGCAGAAACUAUAAAAAACAGAUAAAAAUAACCAACAACAUGUUGUGUGCUGGGUGGAAUAACGCAUUUUCAAAGAGUGAUGCCUGUCAGGGAGAUUCAGGUGGGCCACUAAUAUGUUCUGGUAAAUACAGUGGAAUCAUUUCUUUUGGAAAAGGUUGUGGAAAAAUGCGGAAACCUGGAGUUUAUACACGACUGACAGAAAAAUACCUUCAAUGGAUAAAGAAAAUAAUUGACAACUACUGAGAGCAAUGGUGAUCAGUUCUCACUUCCCAGUGAGAAAGGCAUUAACUUCAGUAACCGUCAAUGGGCAAAACAAUAUUAUGAGCACAACAAUGUUAUUUUAUAUAUUAUUAAUGCAUUUCAAUGUGUAUGAUGGUGAAUCCUGUAUAAUACACUUUUUCUGAGCAUCUUCUCCUAUAAGAGGGCAUCUCAAAAUAUCCCCAACCAGGCAGAUCAUAAACAUUUUCAUCCCUUUUAGCAGACCAUCUCUUUUAUGCAUCUGUUUUUUGUCAGA